AUGCCAGACAAAAUGAGUACGAUGAAAGCCAAGGUGAAUCAAUCAGACAUGAAGGAGAAAAUGCAACAAGAGGCUGUCAAUGCGGUUGCUCAAGCCAUUGUCACGGAAGAUUCUGCUGUUGCUGUAGCAACUGCAAUACGGAAACACUUUGACGCCCACUUCGGUCCCUCAUGGACUUGCAUAGUUGGUCGGGAUUUCAGCAGCUCCUUUGCAUACGAAAAGAAAAAGCAUAUUUCCUUGGAAAUGGGAGGCCAACAAAUUCUACUUUUCAAGAGUGCUUAG
Rodentolepis nana is the source of this 282-nucleotide messenger RNA. NCBI's taxonomy places the organism in Eukaryota, Metazoa, Platyhelminthes, Cestoda, Cyclophyllidea, Hymenolepididae. The record is from the annotation of a GenBank genome assembly.